Molecule: messenger RNA, 2958 nt
Organism: Diatraea saccharalis (sugarcane borer)
Lineage: Eukaryota; Metazoa; Arthropoda; Insecta; Lepidoptera; Crambidae
Source: the annotation of a GenBank genome assembly
AUGAGUAAAGGUUCCCUUGGACGGCCACGUCUAGAGGAGUCUGCUCGUAACGACCGAAGCCUCGUAUGGUACGCGACUCCCGGUAGAGUGCCACGGUUGGGACCGCGGCACGCGUGCAAAGCGGUAUGGGUCAGUGCAUCCGGCGACCAGACCUUUGUUCAGGUCUCGCAAUCGCUAAUCAAGACAGAUACGCUAUUUAGUGCCACUGUCACCGCCAACGGAAACUCUAUAAUUAUAUUACCAAACAGGCCAGAGCACACAUUCAAAUGCAUUACUAUAAAUAAAGCUGAUGGCUCAUGCAAUGCCUGGACUGGUUCCGAACAAGUAGACUUCGUGAAUUCACUAGCAUGUUUAGACCCUCUCUAUGAUGUUCUUUGGUGUUAUCAACCGCAGAUGAGAGUGAUGAAGUGCUACAAUAUUCUAGCAUUCGACUCUCAUAAGCUUCACAGAUGCUGUAAUAAUGAACCGGAGGCGUUCCCAUCAGAUACAGAAUUCGAAUACCCCAACUAUGGAUCUAUGAAGAGAUUGGAUGAGUUUAAGAAUUUACAAGUGUUAGAAACAACUAUAUUAUACGAUGAGAAACCACCUGAAAAUAUUGCUUUAUCGAAUAUGUCAGUUCUGAAUCAAGAGUUGGCGAUACCUUCCACUCCUGGUUGUUUUGUUACGAGGAUGCAUGCAGCUUUACACUUGCUUGGCUGUUUGGAUUCAUUGACUUACGCACAUGACACUAAGCUCAACCAAGUCGAAUGUAAGAGAGACAGUGCUUCGUCACCGGUAGCACCGGUUAAAGAGGACUACCUUACUGUAAACCGAUUUGACAAUCACGGAGGUGGUUGGGGUUAUUCUGGCCAUUCUGUAGAAGCGAUACGUUUCAUGUGCGACACAGAUAUCUUAUUAGGUGGUUUUGCCUUAUUUGGAGGGCGUGGUGAUUACACGGCGAAGAUAAAGUUGUUCGAUAUCGGAUGUGAGGGAGGGGAUCAAGAGGGCGAUGGGGAGUUGAUGGCCGAAAGCGAGGAGGCGAACAGAUGGUACGUCGCUUGGGCUUGCAUAAAUGGUCCUUCAUCAGACUGCGGCUCGUCUGGUCAAGCCAUGGUCAUCAAUGACGAUAUAGGAUUCCAUUUCAAAACAUCAAAGAAGUCCAACAAUGGCACUGACGUGAAUGCGGGCCAAAUACCGUGUCUGUUAUACAACCUCAUGAACCCCGAUCAUACCGUCCCCAUCAAACGUAUCGAACAAGGAGAUCCUGUUAUUGUGCUAUCUAGAAAUAUAUCCAGAAUGGUAACAGUGUCAUGCUUCCAUUCAUUGAUAACUUUACUACAGUGGAGUUGGUCUACGUUCAAAGAUAUAAUGUUAGAAACGAAUGGGCAAAUUCCAAUCAAUUAUCAAAAGCUAACAGUGAUGAAGCAUCAGAAGAGGUUGGUGUACGUGAUCCGAGCGUGCCUUAGACUCGUUAAAUCGUAUAUUAAUGAAAUUUAUCCUCAGAAUAAUAAGAAGCGGAAUUCUCAUGAAUACAUGUCCUACUUCGAAGCUAUAGCAGACGUAAGAAAUUUGAUCCAGCUUAUUAUGUCUGAUAAAACGCCAUCAUGCAACAUGCUCCCUCGAAGAGGAAAAAAUAAAACUCAUAGAGUAUGCUACGUACAGUUCGCUUUAGAAUUAACAAACGCUAUACUGAAAGAAGCUCAUGACACUAUAACAGCAUGUUUCCACGCGUUUUUCCCAACGCCUUCGCUUAAGUGGAAUCACUUGUGUUCUUUAUUGUUUCACGUCAAGGAUGGUAUUGUACCUGCGUCUCAAGUUAGAGAACUGACUUCUACAUGUGCGGCAUUGUGCGCAUCACGAAGUCUCCGCGAUGUAUUACAAUUUAUCGUGCCUGUCACACAAAGUGCAAUGAAUGAAUAUAGGAAACCAGAAACUAAAAUAACCAAAGAAGUAUCUUCCAAAUCGGCGACAGUGCCGCGAUCAUCGAGCAAACCACCACCAAUACCACCUAGAGCAAGCAACAAAGAAACACAGAAGGCUCCAGAUCCGACUGAAACAAAGUCAAGCCACACGGAAUGGCAUCUAUUAGACGUAAUCCCGAAAUUGUUAGACAUCGUCACUAUCCCGGUUAAAAAGCAAAUGAUGACGCGUCAGUGCGGCCAACCGCACGAUCACGGUGAGAUCAAGCAAGCUGAACGAUUGGCAGAGUACUGUUGCAAGCUGCUCUCCAGAAUAGUAGCCGAGCUAACUUACAGUGCAACUAAUGUAAGGGUAAGUGUUAUCAUUUUCGUGUUUUAAUGAUGAGGUUACUACAAAAUGCUAUAUUUAUCCAAUCUAUUUUAACCCUUAAUCUGUUGAUUAAAUUUGGGAUUAGAAACAGCAUUUAACCUGAUUAAGUAUGUAACGUUCUUUGUUAUUCUGUAUAGAUACGCGUCGAAUACAGCCGACGCACCGUUAGAGGUUCAAUCGAAUAACACACACUUAUUUUUUAUACGUUAAAGAUCUUGACGAAAUAAUGAUUCCAUAGCCGAGUGCCUGAUUUUAAGGGAUAGCCGACUCUGAAGUUCCAGCACGCGUAGUAUAAAGAACUCGAUAAACGCUUUGUCACUACAUAGUAAAUAUAAAACAAAGUCGCUUUCUCUGUCCCUAUAUAGGAAUAUAGGGUCAGAGCAUACAUAGGGAUGUAUGCUUAAAUUUUUAAAACUACGCAACGGAUUUUAAUGCGGUUUUUAUUCAUAGAUAGGGUGAUCCAAAGGAAAGUUUUUAUGUAUAAUACAAGACCACGCGGACGAAGUCGCUGGCGGAAAGCUAGUUUUCAAUAAAUGUUACUUUCUCGGGUCGAGAGUGAAAUAUCGUUUGGGAGCCCGAGAAAAGUAACAUUUAGGUGUAGACAAAACGUUCACGGGGUCAUCAUACUAGGCAUGCUUUAAUGUAAAAAAUAAAUUGUCUUUUAUCUCGGUUCUAUAUUAUGUGUUCUGA